This is a messenger RNA of Artibeus jamaicensis (Jamaican fruit-eating bat), 471 nucleotides long. RefSeq names its product regulatory subunit of type II PKA R-subunit domain containing 1 (gene RIIAD1). NCBI's taxonomy places the organism in Eukaryota, Metazoa, Chordata, Mammalia, Chiroptera, Phyllostomidae. The record is from RefSeq and is a predicted model, not a curated record. The coding region runs from base 24 to 299 and encodes 91 amino acids. The transcript has 5 exons.
GUCACCUUGACGACCGCAACAAGAUGGCGAUGCAGCCAGGCGGGCUGCUGGCCCCUGACCCCGGGGCGCUGAGCCCUGCGCAGUUGGAACAGCUGCGCAACUUCAAGAUUGAGAUUCGGAUUGCUAACGAAAAGUAUCUCAGGACCCAUGAAGAAGUGGAGUUGCUUCUAAGUGGUUUUUUCAGAGAAAUGUUUCUGAAGAGGCCAGACAACAUCCGAGAAUUCGCAGCAGAGUACUUCACGGAUCCAAGACUUCCCUACAAGAUUCACAUGCAGCUAAUUAAGAAGAAAGAAGCUUAAUUAGCAAAAUCAUGAUGCUCUGCUGUUGAAAGAGACCAGAAAGCAUCCAGCCUGGGGUUCAUCUGGACGUGAGAGAGUCCUGUUGUUACCAGUGUGGGUUUUCAAGCUGCCUUGGGCUCUGUCUCCUUUGCAAAGGCUUUUGAAGAUACUCAUUAAAAACCGAUCUUCCUGA